GGGCAAAGGCCGAAGGUCAGCGUCCAGGUUGGAAAGUACUAGGUGUUAGAAAUGGCUGCGUCUGGGGACCCUGGGAGGCCGUGGCAGGAGGCGGCAGCCGCUGUGGUGGUGGUGGGCUCCUGCAUGACCGACCUGGUCAGUCUUACUUCUCGUUUGCCAAAAAUUGGAGAAACCAUCCAUGGACAUAAGUUUUUUAUUGGCUUUGGAGGGAAAGGUGCCAACCAGUGUGUCCAAGCCGCUAGACUCGGAGCAAAGACAUCCAUGGUGUGCAAGGUUGGCAAAGAUUCCUUUGGCAACAAUUAUAUAGAAAACUUAAAACAGAAUAAUAUUUCUACAGAAUUUACAUAUCAGACUCAAGAUGCUGCUACAGGAGCGGCUUCUAUAAUUGUCAAUAAUGAAGGGCAGAAUAUCAUCGUCAUAGUUGCUGGAGCAAAUAUGCUUUUGAAUACUGAGGACCUGAGGGCAGCAGCCAAUGUCAUUAGCAGAGCCAAAGUCAUGGUCUGCCAGCUAGAAAUAACUCCAGCCACUUCUCUGGAAGCCUUGACAAUGGCCCGCAGCAAUGGAGUGAAAACAUUGUUCAACCCAGCCCCUGCCAUUGCUGACCUGGAUCCCCGGUUCUACGCCCUCUCUGAUGUGUUUUGCUGCAAUGAAAGUGAGGCUGAGAUUCUGACUGGCGUCCCAGUUGGCAGCCCUGCAGACGCUGGGAGGGCUGCACAGGUGCUGAUGGAAAGGGGAUGCCAUGUGGUCAUCGUCACUUUAGGUGCUGAAGGCUGUGUGAUGCUGUCACAGACAGAGCGUGUCCCAAAGCACAUCAUCACAGAGAAGGUCAAGGCUGUAGACACCACGGGAGCUGGUGACAGUUUUGUGGGUGCUUUGGCCUUCUACCUGGCUUAUUACCCAAACCUGUCCUUAGAAGACAUGCUCAAGAGAUCAAACUUCAUCGCUGCCGUCAGCGUCCAGAGCACAGGAACACAGUCAUCUUAUCCUUACAAAAAAGACCUGCCACUUGCUCUGUUUUGAUUGCUGUCAAGCCUCGAAAUAAAUGCACCUGGAAGUAAAAUGGGCUUGGGGGUGGACACUAGUUGCUGGCAGCUUACUCUAAAAUGUCAUCUUCUUUCUUUGCAAAUGUUAUGUUCAUU
This is a messenger RNA of Elephantulus edwardii (Cape elephant shrew), 1139 nucleotides long. RefSeq names its product ribokinase (gene RBKS). Lineage: Eukaryota; Metazoa; Chordata; Mammalia; Macroscelidea; Macroscelididae. The transcript has 8 exons. The coding region runs from base 52 to 1020 and encodes 322 amino acids. Gene Ontology annotation, molecular function: ribokinase activity. Gene Ontology annotation, biological process: D-ribose metabolic process. The record is from RefSeq and is a predicted model, not a curated record.